GGCUACCAGUGCAAAGGAAGGCGACAUGGAUACUUCAGGAGUGACUGUGACGGCUGGUUUUGCGAGUCAAGAUGUCAUACUUUUCCAAAUCCUUGUACUAUGAACUGCACUGGAAGGGAUUGCAAUAGUGAGUGUGUGGGGCCACAUUGUAGAGCCGAGUGUUAUGGAAGGAUGUGUAAUACCAAGUGUCACGGAUAUGAAUGCAAUGCAACAUGUUUCGAUACUUUUUGUGGAGCUCAGUGUGAAGGGGACAGCUGCAUUUCCAAGACAAAAGGAAAACCAUCCAAGAUGCCUCAUUUUAAUGAUGCAUCAAGAUCAGAAUCACAUUGUUUUGGGUCAAAUUGUAGUUCUGAGUGUAUUGGCAAUGCUUGUAGAGCCAGGUGCAGCGGGAUAAAUUGUACUGUUAAGUGUACGGGAGUGUUUUGUGACGAGGAGAAAUUUGGGCAUGUGCCACCAGGCGGAUCCAGCUUCAGAGUGAAACUGGCACAUUUAUGGAAUCAGUUAAAAAGAUAUUUGAAAUAAUGACCUGUUUUAUUCAUUAUUAAAAUUGUAUGUAUAA
Cydia splendana is the source of this 559-nucleotide messenger RNA. Its product is annotated as keratin-associated protein 9-1-like. Lineage: Eukaryota; Metazoa; Arthropoda; Insecta; Lepidoptera; Tortricidae. The record is from RefSeq and is a predicted model, not a curated record. The transcript is spliced from 17 exons. The coding region runs from base 100 to 522 and encodes 140 amino acids.